AUGUCGAAUGUUCCCUUGCUUGGUUCAGUCGACUGUAGUUCCCGCUACGAUGCCACCUCAAGUGGCAGAAGCGAUGGUCACGGUCCAACUCUUCCUCUAGCUGACGUUGACAGACCGAUCGUGGAGAAGAGGCUUCUUCGUAAGUUGGACCUUCGAGUAGCCUUUCUGGUUCUGGUUUACAUCAUGAAUAUCAUGGACCGCACUAAUAUAGCUGCAGCGAGGCUGCGUGGCUUCGAAGAGGACCUUGGCAUGACGGGGAAUCAAUUCAAUACACUUACAAGCAUCCUUUUUUUAGGUUAUUUGUUGACACAAGCUCCUUCCAACAUGAUCCUACACCGCAUGAAAUGGCCAUCAUUAUACCUCUCGAGCUGUAUGGCAGUAUGGGCUGCUAUGACCAUGUGCAUGAGCGCGGUACAAACAUAUUAUGACGCUCUUAUCUUGCGCUUCUUUAUUGGAUUUGUGGAGGCGACAUUUUUUCCUGGAGCUGUAUUCCUUCUUUCACGUUGGUACAAGGGCAAUGAGUUAGGGUUGCGCAUAACAUUUCUUUUUUGCGGCAACUCCAUCAGCUAUGCUUUUAGUGCUCUUACUGCGCUGGGAAUUUUAGGAAGCUUAGAUGGUGCUCUAGGUUUUACGGCUUGGAGGUGGCUCUUCUUCGUGGAGGGUGCUUUAACCUUCACCAUUGCGGUGACUGCAAUCUGGAUUUUACCCGAUUUCCCUUCAACAUCGAACGUCUGGCUUCUGCCCGCUGAACAGGUGCUGGCCAAUCAACGAAUGGAGGAAGAAGUCGUGACUAGAAUUGAGCGCGAAGGCAAGCCCGAGGAUAAUUUCUCUGGUCUUACUGAGGCUCUUUUGGAUUGGAGGGUAUGGUGGCUUGGUGUUACUCUUAAUUUGUUGAUUUCCUCGACGUCAUUCGCCAAUUUCUUCCCAACGCUAUCUGCAACGAUGGGUUUCAGCGUGACUACUAGCCUCUUUCUCUGCGCACCCCCUUGGAUUCUGGGCACUGCAACCUCAUUUAUCGUGGCCAGGCACUCCGACGUAACUGGUGAUCGCUUCUGGCAUAUUGUCGGUCCUCUACUUGUCGGCGUCGCUGGAUACAUACUCGCAAUUUCUACUAUGAAUACGACUGUGCGAUAUUUAUCCCUAUUCUUGAUGACUCAGAGCCCAGUCGCCUAUGCUGUCACUUUGACCUGGGUCACGAAUACGUUCUCUCAAUCACAGUCUAAACGCGCUGCAGCUAUCGCACUAAUAAGCUCCAUGGGAUCAGCUGGUUUCAUUAGUUCAUCAUACUUUUGGCCGUCCAGAUGGGGACCUUCAUACGUGAACUCGUAUCUCUUGUGCAUCUCGACAAGCGUCGUGUGCAUUGCGAUGUGCUGGAUAUUUAGGGAGCACCUCUCCCGGUGUAAUAAAGCUGCUGAAGCGGAAGAAAAAGUUCUAGGGCUACCUGAGGAAAGAAAACACCAACCUCCAGACACAAACGGCAUUCAGCCCUCAUUUAUAGGCUAUAUCUCCAAGGGCAUCGCCCUAUGCGGAACAGGCCACAUACGUGGCGCGAGGGCAGCAUUUGAUGUUGCAUCCGUGUACACGGACCUAGAUCCAGAAACAAUUCAUUUCCUGCUCUCGAUUAAGGUCAUUGCGCUCUUCCAUGCAGAUCAACAUGACGAAACAAACCUGCUCCUCAAAGAACUCACUAACGGUUGUCCGAAUGCCGAUAUUCGGGCAUGUCAUGUCGUUCGUUGAAGUAUCAUGGAGCCACGCUGUGCCAUUAAGACUAAUCUUUGCAAUCGAAAACCAUGAGGCAUAUUGAAGGGGGUACAUUGUGAAAGUAUUACACGUGGGUGGGUUGAGACUUG
Suillus bovinus is the source of this 1850-nucleotide messenger RNA. Its product is annotated as MFS general substrate transporter. The coding region runs from base 1 to 1737 and encodes 578 amino acids. Gene Ontology annotation, molecular function: transmembrane transporter activity. The record is from RefSeq and is a predicted model, not a curated record. Lineage: Eukaryota; Fungi; Basidiomycota; Agaricomycetes; Boletales; Suillaceae. Gene Ontology annotation, biological process: transmembrane transport. The transcript is spliced from 13 exons. Gene Ontology annotation, cellular component: membrane.